Monoraphidium neglectum is the source of this 2193-nucleotide messenger RNA. RefSeq lists its product as hypothetical. NCBI's taxonomy places the organism in Eukaryota, Viridiplantae, Chlorophyta, Chlorophyceae, Sphaeropleales, Selenastraceae. The transcript is spliced from 6 exons. The coding region runs from base 1 to 2193 and encodes 730 amino acids. The record is from RefSeq and is a predicted model, not a curated record.
AUGUGGGCUGCGUUCAUCCUGGUGCCGAUCGCCGUGCCAACAGUCGUGGUGCUGUUGUGGAAACGCGAGACUCGAAAGCGCCUGGAGCACAGCCGGUUGAAUGUGCGCGUUGAACGGGACAGCACAAACGUGGAAUCUGCGACAGGGGGCCUUGUGGCAUUUCUGGAGCUUGACCCCGAAAUCGCGGCCACACCCCCGCUGGAUGGCCUGCGCCUGAUCUCUCUGGGCUCUUACUUUGCCUCCCUUUCGCCCCGCGGCUCCGUGUCAUUCGAGCGCGCGAUCGUCACCAUCGCCGAGCGCUGGGGCUUUGCCGCCGCGCUGCCCCUGGCGCUGUUCCUGCCCCCCGCCCUGCGCGCGGACGGCGACCUGCCGGCCCUGCUGGCCGGGUUCCCCUCGCUCGCGGCGGGGCGGUUUGCAGCGGCGCCUGUGUCUGCGCUGGACCUGGUGGCGUUCAGCCAGGCCCUGGACAAGGUGGUGGCCAGGGCGCGGCGGGAUGCUUCGCGGUCUGGGGGACGACACCUGCAGCAGGGGGGCGAGAACUUGCACAUGCCUGCAGACCAGCAGCAGCAGGAGCAGCAACGGCAGGACCACCAGCAGCAACAGCAGCAGCAGGAGCAGCUGGCUGGCAGCCAUGAACAACGGCGCUGGCGUGUGCCAUGGUUACGGAAGCCGUCAUCCCCUUCCAUGACAGUGCCGGUGCCCGCAAGAGGCUUCGCCACUGCACCCAGGCCCGCCACGCGUGACGCCCUGCGCAGCGCGGGCCCGCUGGACUUGCUGCGGCGCGGCGGGGCAGCUCUUGACCCCGCUCGCUCGCGCGUACCACCGCCCGAGUCCCUGCCAAACCCGCUGCUGCUGACGGCAGCCUCUGUCCACCGCCUCCUGGGCAUCACACCCGAGGACCUGGCCGACACAUCACCGGCGCCAAUCCCGGAAGCUGCACGGAAGCUGUCACCCCUGCUGCCAGACCUGUACCAGGGGGAUGGCCCCGGCGGGCGCGAGGAUGACUCAGCGGCAGCUGGUGACGCCGGCGGGCUGCGGCUGACGCACAGUGCAGCGGCCGCGGCGGUGUGUGAGCUGCUGGCGGUGGUGUUCAACCGGCUGAUGGCCAACGGCGUGAGCGAUGACAAUUGGCCUGGCGGCGGCAAGCCACCCAGGCAGCAGCAAGCUGGCGUGAGAGUAGAGGAUGCCAAUGGGCCGGAGCUUGGGCUGACAGUGCCAGGGUCAAGCAGCGACGGCAGAGGCGCUGGUUCCCUGUUUGGUGUGAUGCUGGUCGAGUGUGGCCCUGUGAUCUACUCUCAGGAGGGCCUGGCGGAUGCACUUGAGGCUGCAGGGCACACUUUGGACGUGGCCCUGAUGUCCAGCCUGACCAGCUUUGGUGUUGGCCUCAGUGUGCACACACCAGAAGUCGGCUGGCAGCAUGUGCCGCUGGCGUUCCCGCUCAGCACGGGGCUGUGGGCCGUGAGCGGCAGCGCCGCACGAGCGCCGCAACACGGCGACAGUGGCGCCGCCGUGCCGCCCGACAUCACCACGCUGAUCAGCCACGCAAGCAUUCGCCUGCGCUGCCGAGGCCCCGCCCUAUGCUUUGACCUGGAGUACUGCCUCGCGGUCACUGGCUUCACAGGGUGGCUCAGCUUUGCCCAGGUGGACCGACCCUGGCUGCUGCACCCGAACUUCACACCCUGCCACCCCCUCGCAGCCACGCCCGCCGGCCAGCCCGCAGGGCCGGUCUCCGAGGCCGCGCCACGCCGCCGGGUGCUGCGCCUGCUCGCAGCGUCGGCAUGCGCGCUCAACUCGGCGGAGCAGCGCGACGGGCUUCUGCUGGGCGGGUACGGGCUGCUGGGCGUGUGCCUCGACAGCAUCGCAGCAGUGCAACAGGCAGCGGCAGGGGUGUGCACGCUGUACCCUCUGCUGCUCGGUGGUGCUGCCAAGGCGGGGCUCAUCGCGCUGUAUCGCCAGGCGGCCGCCGCAGGCUGGGUGUACGCACAGGAUGCGGAGGCCCUCGCGGCGGCCCUGACUGCGCUGCCCUGCGACGCACUGCCAGAGCCAGCCGCGGCUGCAGGCGCCGCGAGGCGCGCGCUCGCAUGCCUGCCAGCCAAGAGCCUGUUUGUGCGCGUGGGGGCGUGCCGCAAGGGCCUGGAGGCGGCGCUCGCGGCGGCACAGGAGCUGGUGCCGUCGACUCAGACGCUGAGAUAA